AUGCGCCCGCUGAGCAUGUCCCAGCCCUUCCUGCUGGCGCCCAUCGCCGAGUGCGCCCCGGAGCCGCCCGGCGCGCAGGUCCGCCUGGCGGUGCUGGGCUCCCGCGGCGUCGGCAAGAGUGCGAUGAUCGUGCGGUUCCUGACGAAGCGGUUCAUCGGGGACUACGAGCCCAACACAGGCAACCUCUACUCCAGGCUGGUCCGUCUGGAGGGGGACCACGUUGCCGUGCAGAUCCAAGACACGCCGGGGUGCAUCCAGGUGCAGGAAGACUGCGUGCAGGUGCUGGACUCCCUGUCCCGGUGUGUGAAGUGGGCAGAGGGCUUCCUCCUGGUUUACUCCAUCACAGACUACAGCAGCUACCAGUCAGUCCGGCCUCUCUACCAGCACAUACGCAAGGUCCACCCAGAUGCCAGGACUCCCAUCAUUAUCGUGGGGAACAAAGCAGACCUCCUCCAUGCCAGGCAAGUACAGGCGAAAGAGGGACUACAGCUGGCAAAUGAACUGGGCAGCCUGUUCUUGGAAAUCUCCACGAGUGAUGACUCCCAAGGCGUCUGCGACGUUUUCCAGUAUCUUUGCAAGGAGGUCAGCAAACUACAGCACGCCGGCAGCGCGGAGAGGAGGCGGUCGUCCAUCAUCCCUCGGCCCAAAUCUCCCAACAUGCAAGAUCUAAAGAGACGUUUCAAACAGGCUUUAUCUUCCAAAGUCAAAUAA
Gavia stellata (red-throated loon) is the source of this 711-nucleotide messenger RNA. RefSeq names its product RAS like family 11 member A (gene RASL11A). Bases 1 to 711 code for a protein of 236 amino acids. The transcript has 4 exons. Gene Ontology annotation, molecular function: GTPase activity; GTP binding. The record is from RefSeq and is a predicted model, not a curated record. Lineage: Eukaryota; Metazoa; Chordata; Aves; Gaviiformes; Gaviidae.